Molecule: messenger RNA, 465 nt
Organism: Entamoeba invadens IP1
Lineage: Eukaryota; Evosea; Mastigamoebida; Endamoebidae
Exons: 1
Coding region: 1-465 (154 amino acids)
Source: RefSeq, a predicted model, not a curated record
AUGGAAAGUGAACCAACCGAAUUAUUUGGCUAUGAGUUGUGGGUGGACCAAUACAUUAAAGCACGCCAACCAACUGAAUUACAACUAAAACAAGAGUCGGACGAAGCCGCGCGAGAGUAUACACGUGGUCUUUUUGAAAGAAAAAACAAACUUCGAAAUUACAGGGAACAAGCAAGAGGCACAGACUCUGAUGGGAUGAAGGAAGUGAUCAAAAGAGACUAUGUGUAUGAUGUAAAUAGAAACUAUCGUGAUCCUGAAAUUGCACAAGCGAUGCGUCAAGUUCGGAAAGAAAAAAAGACUAUUAUAUUCCCGUAUGCCGCCCCAACAUCGCAACGAGACAUUAGAAGUGCCAAGAAGUUGAGAACAAAAAUUAACAGGGAGAAUCGUCUCCUUAAAAAGAAACGUAUACAAGCAAAGUAUUUAAAUGAAAUGGAACAAAUGAAUUCUGACUCCGAUUCAGAGUAA